Molecule: messenger RNA, 3223 nt
Organism: Haliotis rubra (blacklip abalone)
Lineage: Eukaryota; Metazoa; Mollusca; Gastropoda; Lepetellida; Haliotidae
Exons: 9
Coding region: 216-815 (199 amino acids)
Source: RefSeq, a predicted model, not a curated record
UCUCAACUCUAACACACUGUACUAUGUGAGGGUUGUCGCCUGGAACAAGUUUGGAAGCAGCAACUACACUGAACAUGUGACUGGACGUACAGAGAAGAAACUUGAUCCGGACUCACAAACAGCCGUGAUAGUUGGUGUUACAGUCUCAGUUUGUGUGCUUUUACUGGUUGCGAUUGUGGCAGGUGGUCUUAUGAUUCGACACAGAAGGACAAAAGAUGAUGACAGAGAGGGGAAUUACAUCAAAAGGCGCGGGAACAAAUACUACAGACAGUGAAUUAGAAAUGCAGGACAACGUCUGCUACGCCGGUUCAGAUGAAGUCAUGAAGCCUGGAACCAGUGGAUCCCAGGGGGCGGCAGAAGUGUAUGCUGCUGUGGAUAAGAAGAAGCUGAAACCUGCUUCAAAAACUAAUGAAACCUAUGCUGAAGUGAAGAAACCAGGAAACAAGAAGGCUAAAAACCAGGUUGCAAAGAAUGGUAAAGCCAAGAAAGCUCCUUCAAAAGGUGAUAAAACUCCCCUGAAGACAAGGAACAAAAUGAGAAAGAAAGGUGAUGUGUAUGAGAACACUGGAAUCGGUGAGAAAGGAAAACCACACUUUGAGGAUCAACCUGAAAACACAACUGACCAAGUUCCAACAGGAGCUGAGACUGGACGCAAUAAAGAUGGCCUGCUGUAUGUUGGGAUAGACUUCAGCAACCACAACCCACGCCAGCAUGUCCACACUGACAAGGAAUCAACUGAGUAUGCUGGCAUCCAGAUUGGAGUUGUUGGACCAGCAUUUGCAGAGGAAGAAAAGAAACAAGAAGGAAAAAAAUAGAACAUGUUUGAUGUUCAUUUUCUUAAUUUUAUCUUGCUGUGAAACAUGAUUUGCUGGGGUGGUUGUUUCUCAUCAGCUACAAAUUAAUAGUGGGAACUUAUGUCGGAGAAGAAUCCCUGGAAAAGAUAUAUUUGCAAAAUGAACUCAGUACUACUCUGUCAGUUACAUGAUCUUUCAUCUACUGGCUAUGAAUUAUAGAGUAGAUCUGAACUGAAUAAAUCAAAGAACUUAGCAAUCUUCCUCAGGAUCAACUACGGUCACUUUUUUGUGUAAAAAGACAAUCAAAAAGGCAGUCAUCCACCCCCCUCCACCCUUAAAUACAUGUCCUCUUCCCCCAAAUAGUUAUGAUUUGUGAAACCCAGCAGCAAUUAUUUGCUGUGAAGUAAGUGUGUUACAUGUUGUACAUCCAAUCUGAAACUUCAGGGACUAUGAAACUGUAUCUCUGAUGAAAUGAGAGCCAUUGUGCCUUGAAAGCUUUCACAUAGACAUAAAAUAAUUUUCUCAAACCUUUGCUGUUUUGAAUGAUAACUUAGGGUAUGAUAAGUAUCUUAAUUUGAUAGAAGUUUGAAAUUUACUAAACGUGUAUCCCAUACUUUUACUUAUUCUGAUAUGUCUCAUAAUAUCUCAGGAAGGCAAUUGUAAAAUGUUAAUUCUAUAUUUCAAGUUAUUUAUGCCAUGCAAUCAAAUAUUUAUACCUUGCUUUACAUAUCUUCAUACCCUGAAUUUCACAAAUUUGGAAUAAAUAUAAAUUGUGAAGACCUUCGUGUAACCUGCUUCAGCUGAUCUUUGACUUAAAUGACUUGAUCUUAGUUGUAUAGAUCAUUGCUCAUCAGAACAAUCAUGAAUCAACAUAACUCAGUGUUGCAAUAUUGAAUCAAAGUGACAUUGCCAUUGUCCAUUGCUUAAAAUAUAAAUAGUUCAUAAUGAUAUCAUGUCAUACUAUUCGGAUAACAUAUAAUACACUGAUACUCAAGACCUUAAGUGUAUAUUCUUUUCCAUUCAGUUUAUUCAUUUGUUUCUCACAUCUUAUUUGAAAUAAUUUUUAGACUUGAUAUGUUUUUUUGUAUAUUUUCACCUCACCUGAACCAAUUCCUUUAAGCCCUUUACUUAAUCAUUGCUUCAUUCUGACAUGGUAUACAGUAAAUAUGUCAAACUGGGAAAAAGAUCUAAUAAUUUUAUAGAUUGUUGCUUUGUUUUGUAGAGCUUAUUUUCCCUUGUAAUAUGUACUGUAUCCGUUUAUAUAUGUCACCUAUAUAACUUCAGUUUGUUGUUAUGGGAUCGGGGGUGGUGGGGUAGCCUAGUGGUUAAAGCGUUAGCUCGUCACGCAGAAGACCCAGGUUCGAUUCCCCACAUGAGCACAAUGUGUGAAGCCCAUUUCUUGUGUCCCCCGCCGUGAUAUUGCUGGAAUAUUGCUAAAAGCGGCGUAAAACUAAACUCAGUCAGUGUUAUGGGAUCAUCUCUUAAACCACAGAAGCUAGACUGAUUUUUCAGGUGUUUUCCCAUGAAAAUGGUGAUUGAAAAUAUUACAUACUCACUCAUGAUAAUAUGUGUUGUGAGAGGUUUGACUGUCAGAAGAAACUUGGGGAUAUUUGUAAUAGGAAAAACAUGUAUGCUUUUCAGUGUUUACUUUUUUACCUUACAAGACUGAAAAUCAGUUGACCUUAUAGAAUGGCCUGUUUGUCCAGCAUCCUAUGUCAGUCAUCUGAACAGAGUAAACAUUUUGUCCAAUGAAUCAACCCCACAUGCUUGUUCCCAACAAUUAUGUCAACUGGAUUUGUUCAAGAGAUUCAGAUCUUAUUUUCCGCAGGACCACCACAGAAACCAUAUUGAAAAUCCAGGUCAUCCUUUUAUGUUUAAACUAUGAUAAAUGUUAGAGGCUAAGGCUCCAUCAGCAGCUCCUGUUACACACUUAUUAUGCACCAUUCUUAGCUCAGUCUAUAACCCACUCUGUGAUAUGGAUGAUAGGACAAAGUCUUUUCAACAGAAGUGGUCAAAUACAACAAUCUUACCCUCUCAGCUUCUGUGGCUUAUAAGUCUGACAACUGAUAGUUUAGGUUACAUACUUUGUGUACCCCUCUGGCUCCCAUUGCUAAACUAUGAAUACAAAAUGUCCUUCAGAAAGUGGUCAAAUGCAACAAAUGUUAUACUUAGGAUUACACAGUCUCAGUAAACUAAAGAUCCUGAGUUAUUUGUAGGUUUCAGUCCCAUCUGACUAUGUGUGCUGGCAUUAGAUGCCUCACUCCAAGAGUGUGGGUUUGAAUCACAGAUGGGACUCAACCUCCCAGAAUUACAAGAUUCUGUACUUUACUGAGAACGUGUAAUCCCACAUAUAACAAGUUUCAUCAGACCACUUUUCUAAAAGGCAUUGUGUAUUCACAUUACUGUAUUAAAACUUAUGGUAUAUUAUA